This is a messenger RNA of Bipolaris oryzae ATCC 44560, 2745 nucleotides long. RefSeq lists its product as uncharacterized. The transcript has a single exon. The coding region runs from base 1 to 2745 and encodes 914 amino acids. The record is from RefSeq and is a predicted model, not a curated record. Lineage: Eukaryota; Fungi; Ascomycota; Dothideomycetes; Pleosporales; Pleosporaceae.
AUGUCUCGCAACGACCGCGGACAGAAGAAGUUCUCCUUCGCAUUGCCUCGCCGCCCGCGAAGCAAAUCACAAAAGACUCACGCCACCACCGCCGCCGCCACCGACGACUACGACGACUACGACGACAGCACUCGCUCCAUACCACCCUCUAUCCCCAACUCCAGACGUAUGUCCCGUCACGACGAGACAAUCAGCAAGGCGCAUCAGAUACUGGGCACUUCCAAUUCGCUACAUUAUUCCACAUCGAGCCCUGGAUACACGUCACUUGUCAUAUCAGAAACAAGUGCAGACUCACAUCUAGACGACUGGAAAACAGUAUCAACAGCAGGAAGUUCAAGUCGACCUGCCAUGUCAAAACAACCAUCAUCAAAUGUCCUGGGACGAAUAUACUCCGGGGAAAGAAAGUGGGGCUCUGACCACAGCUCAACUAGCUACCGAUUACAUCCUCAGGCAUCGAGCUCGACCAUUCGAUCGCAUUACGAUGCGAAAAACUCACCGUUGUCCAUUUCGCAACAAACAUCCGACUCGGCUAUCCGAGACCGCGCGUUGAGAAGAGGCCGUACUCCGGUAUUGACAGAUAAGGGCUAUGACGGCUAUGUGGCGAGUGCAGCGUCACCCGUCAUCCUGGACCAAGGAAGAAAAAAGAAGGAACCCCGAAAAAGCAAACCCGCUCGGCUUGAUUUGUCGAGACUGUUUCCCAAGCCAAGGGAUAAUAGCAAUCAGCGCCAUGGCAACGCAAUGCUCUCACCGACUAAGAUGGUAAAGUCACCUGCUGCCAUGUCAAUGAACUCGGAAUAUUUCCAUCACUCUCCAUCAAGAGAUCGAACUCCACAGAAGCCGCCAAAAUCAUCACAUAACAACAACACCAGCCAUUACAAUUCUGCAGAAUAUCGCGGAACAAGUCCCGUCCGCAAAAUCGAGCGGGAUGAGUAUGAUAAUGCAAAAGUGCACGUACGUCGACCGCCAAAAGGUGUUCAACAUUGGUUCGAUGCACUCGACGACAGUGAAGAAAGCGCAGAGGAAAUUCAAAAAGCCCCUGCUUCGCGGGCUGCCUAUUCACAUGGCGAAGUCAACCGUAGUGCCUCUGAUGCUCAGACCUCCCAGCCAGCAGGGAAUUCAGUAUUCGGCCCCCGAUUGCAAAAUUCGACAAAUGUGUAUAAGAGAGACAGUUUUGCGCUCGAAGACAUUGUCGAUAUCCGUCAUCUUACUUCGCCCAGCCAGUAUUCGGUCAACACAUAUCACUCGCAGACCUCAUCGAGGACCAAGGAGUCGGCACUUUCAAAGACAAAUCUUCAAGACUCAAGCGUCUUGUCAUUUUCUUCUUCAGAAGAUGAGGGUGAGACUAAUCCAGCACAGUCUAGACACACACUCAACCGUCAGAGCGUGGAUAGUGCCGACUACAGUGGGGAGAUCAUGAUUGGGCGCGCCCAAGCGUACGAAGUGCGCUCUUUACACCAUCGUCAACAUUCCGCUGGGAAAAUGAGUACCCAUUCGACAUCCACAAACGCCGCAACAAUUGACAUCAUAUAUACGCCUGAGCCCCCGCCCUUGCCCACCUAUCGCUAUUCGCGGAAUCGCACCUACAGCGGCAGUAAACGAACCAGUCACGUAAGGCAGCCUUCUGUGAUUCUUGAAGAUGAGGAUUCUCGGCCAAGGACCGCAUUCAAUGAGCCCUUGUCGCCAUCGAGACGGAGUGUGGCGAGUUCCCGUACAUCGGCUAGCGCACCCCAACCUCACUCCGAUUCAUCACGCAAAUUCAUGCAGGUCACCCCUGAGGAGGAGGCUUUACUCGAACUGAUGAGAAAGAAGCGUGCUGCCAUGCAUAGACACUGUGGAUCGCAGUCACAGUCCCGGGACCCCUCUGAAUCAGGUUCUGUAUGCGCAGUAGAUACCAGAGCUAGAGAGCGCACAUCGUCGAACGCGUCUGUGCCGCAUCAGUCAUCUACACGUGGCAGAGCAGCAAGGGUCGACGUUGCUAUAGGCACAAGCCAGCUACGUGAUAGCUCUGUGAGUGAUGCUUGGUCAGACCGUCACCACUCUCCGGCCAGCCGGGGAAGAUCGCCUCGAUGUCUUGUUGCAUCGUCAGAAACCUCACGCCGCCAUCGUUCCCCACCGCGUUCGCCUACGCCUGCUGAAAGCGGAACGUCACUCACGACCACUGACCAUCCGUCACCCUUACCAUCCCCAAUGACUCCUGGUCGUUAUGUCGAUGAUUUGGGUGUCAAUGUCAAAGUAGCAAAUAGUGAUACUAGCAACGAGUUGGAUGACAUGUCGCCCUUGAACCAAGGUGCUGUUGGUGCGCCAUUAGAGAACGGCAAGUCGGAUUCAUCUCACGAGAUGAGUGCGCAUCGACGCCGUCGAACAGCAUCUAGUGAUGCAGAUAUGACAUUCCCUGUCCCACCUACUCACGGUAUCCGGGACCUGACCCCAGUUUCCGAGGCCUCGUCCCGCCCACCCAGCAUUGUUGAGCCACCAGCCCCGAAACCCAAAAAGAAAGCCACAAGGCACAUUAGUGAACUGGCCCUGGGGACCAUAGAAACACGACCGCGGCAAAGCAGUGCUCACUCAACUGCUACACGUACAUCUUCCCAAGGCUCGACGUACGUCAACAGUGCAGGCAAGACGAGAUCGCGCCAUCUAAGUCCCGAUUGUAUUACGAGCAACUCUCGAACGUCUACCGACAGUAGGGAUAGCGUCAGCGAUGAUGUCUUAGCCGCUUGGAACAGCCUGGGCGGAACAUACUAG